UCCCAUAUUGUUUACUGAUGGUUUACUGUUUACGUGGUUUUUUUCAUCUAGAACCAGAGUCUAGAACUUUGAAUAUGCUUUGAAUAAGAAGACUUCUUAUUCAAAGAUCUAGAAUUAUAAUUUUCUUCAUAGAAAUUGUUCCAGGUUUAAUUCAGAUAAGUACACUAAACCUAGGUAUAUGUAAAAUGUCCUUAGUACCCGAUUAUAGUAGUGAUUCUGAUGAUUCCGAAGAUUCUUCCGAUGUAAAACAAGAAGUAAUUAAAACAGAAGUAAAAGAUGAAUCUGAACAGCCAGUACCAAACCUUAAGUUACCCGUACCUAAUUUUGGUGGCUCAAAACAAGGAAAUGUUGAUGUUAAAGCUUCAGUGUUUACCAAUCCUUUUAUCGAAGCAGAAAAUGCUAAAGAAGCGAUCUUACAAAAGCACGUAAAGAUGGUCAAUACUAAAGAUGCUGUAGUCAUAAAUGGUAAGAAAAUCUGUUGGAAUUAUAGGAAAGGCCGUUGUAGGUUUGGGCACAACUGUAAAUAUGCUCAUGACUCUGACAUACAGAAGACAAAUGAGCAGUUAGAGGCUGAGAAGCAGUCGGCUAGGGCCCAAUCUGUUAUUUGCCAGAGAUCAGCAACUGGACAAAAUUACUUGAAUAAUUCACUCCCGCAACCAACUGAACAAGAUAUAAUGAAAAUAACUGAAGAAGUUGCUGCAGAGCAGAAGAAAAAAAGGAAGAGGCCAGGAUUAACCCAAGGUUUGGUACCAGGCAAAAAAGUCAUGAAACAAUACCUGAAUCAUAAAACUUAAGAGAGGAGCAAUAGUAAUAUGAAAAUAUCCAGUUUUAUAUAUAAAUUAAAACAAAUUACAACUCAUUAUACUUUAUUUAAGUACUUGUGUUUGAAACAAAUACAAAUAAUACAUAUCAGCAUUAUUUAGUGUCCUUUUCUUGAGGUUCAAAGGAAGAACUGAAUUCGCACUUUUUUCUCAAUAAAUAUUUACAUCCACUGCAA
Molecule: messenger RNA, 997 nt
Organism: Sitophilus oryzae (rice weevil)
Lineage: Eukaryota; Metazoa; Arthropoda; Insecta; Coleoptera; Curculionidae
Exons: 5
Coding region: 186-794 (202 amino acids)
Molecular function (GO): metal ion binding
Source: RefSeq, a predicted model, not a curated record